Fimicolochytrium jonesii is the source of this 1294-nucleotide messenger RNA. RefSeq names its product transcriptional regulator TACO1-like protein. Gene Ontology annotation, cellular component: mitochondrion. The transcript has 2 exons. The coding region runs from base 239 to 1102 and encodes 287 amino acids. Lineage: Eukaryota; Fungi; Chytridiomycota; Chytridiomycetes; Spizellomycetales; Powellomycetaceae. The record is from RefSeq and is a predicted model, not a curated record.
GUUACCAGUUACGACCCAUUACGAACGUUCGCAUUCUUACUUUACAGCCCAACCGCUCCACGCUUAGUCAAUACAGCGCUUCUUCAAGGGUUCCCGGCAUCGAUACGGCGUGUCAUCCAGCCAAAGCACACGAGGCUCGCGGGCGGGUACUGUACACGGACGAAGACGAACACAUUCGACGUUUGACAAUUUACGGCCCCGAAUCCUGGUGCAAUCCCCAGGGACAUCCAUAGCCAUAAUGUUCUCACCAGCCUGCAGCAAAGUCUUUAGGGGUUGUCUACUGCAGCAAGCUCGACUGACUCCAUCACAACCUGCACAAAGACUGAGACUAUCCAAUUUCGACCCAUUAUGCCAUUCACAAGUGCGGUUCGCCGGACAUAACAAGUGGUCCAAAAUCAAACGCCUAAAAGGCGCCAACGACGCCCAGCGAGCCAAACAAAUGUCCAAAAUCACCCGCCAAAUAAUCUCCGCCGUCAAAGCUGGCAACAACGAAACCGACCCCUCUCACAACCCCUACCUUGCCGCCGCACUCCAACUCGCCAAAACUCACCAAAUGCCCAAAGCCACCCUCGACACCGCUCUCAAAAAGGCGUCGGGGUUCGGGACGGGCUCCGAGGAGGAUCUGACGCCCAGUGUGUAUGAGGGAAUGGGACCUGGCGGGGUGGCGUGUGUGGUGGAAGCGUUGACGGAUAACAAGAACAGGACGUUUGCGGAGGUGCGGCACGCUUUCACAAAGCGGGAGUGUAGCAUCACGCCGGUGAUGUACAUGUUUCGUAAAUGCGGGCGGGUCAUCUUCUCCGCCGGCAACUCAGGGCACUCAUUAUCCGAAAUGGAAGACUCGGCAAUUGACGCGAACGUCGAGGACAUCGCGACCAUUGAUGAGGAGGAUGGGACGAUGGAGGUGUAUUGCGCGGUGAAGGACUUGUGGGCCGUGACGAAGGCGUUAGGGGCAAGGGGAUAUGAGAUCAAGGAGUUUGAGACGGCGUAUGUGGCGGAGGAGAAGGUGAGCGUGGCGCCGGAGGAAAUGGAGGCGUUUGGGGGGUUAUUGGAGCAUUUGGAGGGGUUGGAUGAUGUUAUUAGGGUGCACCAUAAUGCUGCGUAGAUUAGAUGGCUGAUACAGUAGAUUGGGGUUGUUGCUGGUGUUGGUGGUGGUGGGAUUCGGUGUAGUUGAUGUGUACGUACAUUCCAGGCUGCACCGCAAUACAGAGUGAAUCUGCCCCCUGGAGAUCAGUAAACUGCCGGGGAUACCCAUCCCAGGGGGAUACCCCCGGUCUGUAACUGGGUCUGUAAGCAC